Molecule: messenger RNA, 696 nt
Organism: Notechis scutatus (mainland tiger snake)
Lineage: Eukaryota; Metazoa; Chordata; Lepidosauria; Squamata; Elapidae
Source: RefSeq, a predicted model, not a curated record
CCCAUCGAAAAGCUGGUCACACUCCUCAACAUGCUGGAUCGGUGGAUCGAUGAGACGCCCCCCAUGGAUCAGCCUUCUCGCUUCGGGAACAAAGCUUUCCGGACGUGGUAUGCAAAAGUGGACCAGGGGGCAGAGUCCUUGGUGGCAACUGUCGUCCCCAGACAGCAAGCUGAGGCCGUGCCCGAGGUGGCAGUGUACUUGAAAGAGUCCGUUGGCAAUUCGACUCGCAUCGACUAUGGCACAGGCCACGAAGCGGCCUUCGCUGCCUUCCUUUGCUGCCUCUGCAAAAUCGGUGUCCUCCGGCUGGACGAUCAGCUGGCCAUCGUCUUCAAAGUGUUCAACAGGUACUUAGAAGUGAUGCGGAAACUUCAGAAAACCUAUCGGAUGGAGCCAGCUGGCAGUCAAGGGGUCUGGGGUCUGGAUGACUUUCAGUUCCUCCCCUUCAUUUGGGGAAGCUCUCAGUUGAUUGAUCACCCCAACCUGGAACCUCGGCACUUUGUGGACGAGAAGGUGGUGAACGAGCACCACAAGGACUACAUGUUCCUCGAAUGCAUCCGGUUCAUCACAGAGGUGAGGCUGGAAUUUUUUUGCCUUCCUUUCCCUUCCUUUGAGCCCCUGAGUUACGAACCCCCCCCCCCUCCACGAUGGAGCCCAGCAUUUCCGUUGCUAAGCGAGACAAGUUAGUCCGGCUCCGUU